Asterias rubens (European starfish) is the source of this 3159-nucleotide messenger RNA. RefSeq names its product KICSTOR complex protein C12orf66-like. Gene Ontology annotation, cellular component: KICSTOR complex. NCBI's taxonomy places the organism in Eukaryota, Metazoa, Echinodermata, Asteroidea, Forcipulatida, Asteriidae. The transcript is spliced from 12 exons. The coding region runs from base 437 to 1798 and encodes 453 amino acids. Gene Ontology annotation, biological process: cellular response to glucose starvation; cellular response to amino acid starvation; protein localization to lysosome. The record is from RefSeq and is a predicted model, not a curated record.
CCAUGAAAGCGAUGGUUGCAAGCACAAGCACAAAUUCUGCACAAACAUGUGCUGAAACUGUGAACUACGCUUCAUGAUUUGAAUGUAAAACAUGUUGCAGCCCUGUGACUAGUGCCAGUGCUAACCUGUACCUAUUAUCAGUCGUGUUGGACUCUGCUUAUUACGAUAAAUUAACAGCUUUUAGACUAAGUUUCUCUGCUGCAAGUGUUCUCUCCUACUCUCUCCGCGCAGUUGAUACACUACAGGGCCCUCCUUUUUGAGGAGAGUUUCUUCCUCCAUGCUCCAUAAAAAGUCUUAACCUAAAAAUAAAAAUAAAAGACCUUAGUUCACAUGCUCACCCACAGAGUCACAGACGCAUGAGAAUGUUGAAUUAGAUAAACAACACCACAAAAAGUACACAGCCCACAGUAUGCGGUUUUAAUCGUCACCACUCACCAUGUCAAUCAACACUGAGGGCGCUGUUGCAGCGUCAUUCUCAAGAAGCCAGCAGCAUAUUCUACCCAUGGAGCAACAGUUUCUGGAUAUGUAUUUUACUGCACUCAGCAAUUUUGCUUACGACAGGGCAAAAGAACUUGUGGAGCAGGAGAAAGAAGCUGUUCGAUCCCAACCUCAGCUGAGUCUCUGGGGUAGCCUGGUCAAUGCCUUGUCUGUACUAGCAUCGGCAGAGAAGAUGUACAUGCACCUUGCCUUCUUUGAGCAGAAAUGGUUUGUCAGACGAGAUCAAUCUGGUAAAUGGCAGUUCUCAUCAGCUAUGAGUGACUUACGUCGAGUCGAGGUACGAGGGAAGCAAAGUGGCCAAGCAGCCAGCUCUGAAGAUAAACUCUUGUCACAUCUCUGUGAGCAGCUUGGACAUUUCAUCGAGGCUAGACAAGAAAUGAUGGAACUAUAUGAGAAGCUAUGUAAUAUGGGACUGCAGAAAGCUGAUAUAAAUGUAGCAGACCAGAUAGCCAUUGUGGAAAGUAUUAUAACCAGACACGCCAAGCAGUUCCAUCAUCCAAUCCUGAGCUCAAUCCGAGCCAAUCUAUCGUUGGAGCUGGAUGCUCUACACGCUCAACUCAAAGGUCUGGAGAAACUCACAAUGUUCAGUUUCCUGCCGUCGUUACUCAGUUUACAUGAGUCACAAGUGAAACUCGAUGAGUGGGGAGCUGCUAUCAAGCUACGAGAGGUAAAGAAGAAACUUCAGACACUGGCACCAGGGAAAGCAACUGGUAUCCCGCCAUUGAUGGUUUGGUAUGUGCGCUUGCAAGCCUCACAAUUAUCAAAGUUUAGUCUAUACUUCCAUGAGCAGUUGAAUAAACAAGCGCUACCAGGAGACAUGAAAACCCAUCUAUCAAAUCUCUCCAUUGAAUACUACACAAAAAUCGUAGCUUUUCAAAAGAAGUCUGACGCUCUCAACGUCUCAUUAGUAUUUGACACGCGGGGGUCAGAGGACACCUAUAAAGGUCACGGGUACCACCACCCUAACUCGUUCUUUGAACCACCCAAGGGGUUAUACUCCUACCCUGCAAUCUUCUCAUACCCAAUGGAGCGACCUGUUCAUUUAUGGCCUAAUGUGGUGAUGUUGUUGACGAGCCAGGCUGAGAGUGGACCCAUUGAUAGGAAUGUACACUUUUAUGACAAGACUCAACAGAUAACUUACUACAUAAGUCGAGUUGAUACCAAAAUGAGUCUGGUGAUUAUCUUCGAGGCUAAGAAAUCAGAAAGAGACACAACGAUCAACAACUUCCUACAGGAAAUGGGAACUCUGCUACGGGUCAACAAAUUAUUCGGCAGUUUAAGACAAGGAGCUAAAACAUAAUGGUCUCCAUGUGUAAAUAGAAUAGACUCCUUAGUCCUUGGCGUCUUGUAAAUAGAAUUUAAAUAAUGUGCAUCUUGAAAAAAAUGUCAUCGCGUUGAUAAUCAGGUAUCCAGGAUAUGUUCUUACUGCAUGUACAAAAGGUUACCUUUGAUCCCGUAUAUUCUGACACUAAGCUUUGGCGACUAGUGUCGUAGUCGCGACUAUUGAUUUCCUAGUCGAGUCGCAAAUACCGUUUUUCAUACCAACAAGUAGGACUGAUAUUGUCCAAACAAAAAGGUUUUUCCCUAGAUUUUUUUUUCCUUAGAAGCAAGAAGCUGCAAAUUCUGCAGAAAGUUCCUUGAAAUUAAACCAAUCUUUCCAUGUUUUGAUGAACAAAUUUGACAAUCUUGUAGUGGAUCUUAUUAUGUUGGGUCACAGUGCUGUGUGACCUCUUAAAACCAAAUCGUCGAACUGUCUGAUGCAAGUUAUUUUUAUUUUUAUGACUGCCCCCUCUGCUAGUAAAGUUAAAAUGGUUUAAGUCUUAUUGAGUACGCUGUCUAAACAUGGUCAUGGAGCAGUCACAUACAAAAUAAACUUGACAAGUGAAACAAAAUUAAUAUUUAAACAUGGACUUCAAAAUGUCCAAAGCCUUUCGUUUAUUAAACACUUUUUGUUUGUCAAAAGUACAAUAAAAUCACAGAGACAUUUACGUUUACUCUCUUAAGACAAUACAAAACAGUAAAAUCAGUAUUUUCCAUAAUCUUUUGGCAACUUUGACAUUAAACAAGUAGACCGAAACAAGACAUUACACUAUUGUCAGCAUUAAAAACUAAACAUAUCGGCAAAAAGGGUUUCGAACAUUUCUCCCAGCCCUGAAUAUUGAUACAAUACAAAGUUAGGCUUUCUUUCUUUCUUUUCUUUAAAGAGGCUGCAGCUUUCAAACAAUUGUUGAAGAUGGAAUUACCAUGGCAAUAAAUGUUUAUAAAUUUGUACAGUAACGGAGGAUUUUAAAACUUAACAAAAUUAUCUUAUGUCAAUGCAAAAAAGCGUUGUAUCUCCUAAAAUAGCCAUAAGUUCUGCAAAAAUUGUGAAAACAUUGUCUCUCGUUCAAAAGAGGUCAGAUGAACACACAAAACAGGUACAUGCUGAGUAACAACAUUUUUGCACCAACUCAACAAUUGUCUUUUGUUGUUUGGCUGUUGCUUCGACAUGUUUGAGCAAUAACAAACUCAUACAAAAUUUAAAAUAUGUUCCGUUCUUUUGUAACAAUCAUAGACAUGAGAUUUUUUGUUUUGUUAAGAAUUUAAUUUAAAAGUUGUAAAAUGGAAGUCCAGAUUAUUCUCUUAAUAACUUGAAUGAAUAAAGUAGCACUAUUCUAAGAA